UGAGAGGAGAGCACAGCCAGAUAUACAGGAAACGGGUGAAUACCUGAGGCAGAGCUGAGUGUUCCUGCCCUGGGAGCCAGGGCCACCCCAUGACCCUGCUCUGUGGGUGUGGGACACAAAUGAGCCCUGGUGGUAGCUCUCAGUUCAUACCUGGCUCACCUGUGACACAUGCCAUUCCCAUCACCCUUCCUCUUCUCUCAGCAUGACUGUGCAGGGAGGAAGUGUUUGCAAGUGUGGGGAUGUGGUGGGAGUGGAGGGCAGCAGGAGAUGUGGGAUUUGGGGAGCUGCACUGCAUCUCAUGGAGCACCUCUGUUGUUGCAGGAGUGCCGGAUUGCUCACCCCAUUGUUAAAUGCACUUACUGCAGGACUGAAUUCCAACAGGAAAGCAAAACCAACACGAUAUGCAAGAAGUGUGCUCAGAACGUGAAGCUCUAUGGCACACCCAAACCCUGCCAGUACUGCAACAUCAUAGCAGCAUUUAUUGGAAACAAAUGCCAGCGUUGCACCAACUCGGAGAAGAAGUAUGGCCCCCCUCACUCGUGUGAGCAGUGCAAGCAGCAGUGUGCUUUUGACCGGAAGGAUGACAGGAAGAAGGUGGAUGGAAAGCUGCUGUGCUGGUUGUGCACACUGUCCUAUAAACGAGUUCUGCAGAAGACCAAAGAGCAGUGCAAACACCUGAGCAGCUCUUCCCGAGCCAGCCUGCAGGAGAAGGAGCAGUUCAGUAGGCUCAGCAGUGGCAGCCACUAUAACAGCCAGAAAACCUUAUCCACGUCUUCCAUUCAGAACGAAAUCCCAAAGAAGAAAGCCAAGUUUGAUGCCAUAUCUGCCAAUGGUGACAGUUUUUCUCCAGACCUCGCCCUGGACUCCCCUGGCACCGACCACUUUGUCAUCAUUGCCCAGCUGAAGGAGGAAGUGGCUACUUUAAAAAAGAUGCUUCACCAGAAGGAUCAGAUGAUUUUGGAGAAGGAGAAGAAGAUCACAGAGCUGAAAGCUGACCUGCAGUACCAAGAAUCACAGAUGAGGGCAAAGAUGAACCAAAUGGAGAAGACACACAAAGAGGUCAUGGAGCAGUUACAGGCCAAGAACAGAGAACUCCUGAAGCAAGCAGCUGCCCUGUCAAAAGGCAAAAAGCCUGAGAAGUCAGGAGCAAUAACCUCUCCUUAAAGCCAAGCCCCCAGCCUGGGAGCUUUGGCCAGCAUUAGCCGAGGAGCCUGGGAGCCCUGCUGGAUCGCUGGAAGCCCAAAGCUCUGUGUUGUCACUGUCCCCCUGCUGGGGGCUCCAUGGCAUUCCUGGUGCGUGUUACCUUCUGACAGCAUGCCUGAGUGUGGCUGUUUCGAUCCAUGGGGAGAGGUCCCAGCCUUCCUAAAUCCCCCCUGAAGUACUGUUUUCUGGAAGAAAACUUUUCCUAACCAGUUGCUACCACUGCCAGCCCUUUCUGUGAGCAAAUAGGAACCUGCUGCAUUAGUGGCUCCUUGCUGGCUCCCAGCCUGCUGCUGUGAGGGAAUUGCCAUGGCCAGUUGUUCUGCAGAUAAAAUGGGAGCUGGAUCUUUUUUUUUCUUGAACUAUUCCUUCUUCAAAAGAGAGCUGAGAACUCACCAGCCCAACAGAUGUUCCUGGAAGGUUGUGCCACUGCUGACAACAGUUGAUCCAGCUUUUUGAAGAUGCUUCCAAAAUGGGAGCCAUGUAUUUAUCUUGGAAGAUUUUUGUGUUUUGUUUUGUUUUUUUCUUCUUUUCUCUGUCAACUUGGCAAACCAAACUGCCUGGUUUUGUGUUUCCUUGUUUUUCUGAUUAGAGCUUUUGGGUUGGGAGCCAAAGUGGAAUGAUAGAGCCCCCAACCCACCCAGAAUUCCCCCUCCCAGUGCCCUGGUUACGUGGUGACCUCUGGGAUUUUGAUGAUUUCUGAAGCUUGGUGUGAUCAAGUGUCUCUUACUCCAUUUCUUUACACAGAGGGAGUUCAAGGCUUGGAUGUUCCCUCUCUUCCCCCUUUCCCUGCCUCUUUCAGAUGCAGGGGCCAGGUUGGCUCCGGGAAGGCACUUACUCAGGCAGCGACCCGAUCCAGGGAGUGUUUUUUGGGGCACUCCAGGGAUUUUUCUCACUGCUGAUUCCAAACCAGCAGGAUCAAAGGGCUAUGAGAGUUCCCUGUACCAGGGAUGUGCUGCCCCAAAACAGCACAGCUGCCACUGGCCCUUACAGCCAGACCAGCUAGGUCCCCCCAGGCAUCUCUUUUGGGGUGGACAAAAAGCACUUGGAGGGGGAGCACCACACAACUCCAGGCUGGCAGGAGCUCCUCAACAUCCUGAACUCCAGACAGGGAGUGGAGAAACAUCUCAGGGCUUGGAGACCCCCGAGCAGGGGCUGAAGGUAGGUAGAAGAACUCAUGCUUUUGCUGCAGGGCGGCUGCUCCAUCAGGGCUUUGAUGAAGCUUUUAACUAGAGCUUGUGAUUACCUUUUUCAUCCUUUUGUUUCUUAUUUGUUGCUAAAGUUGAUUUUACUCAAAGGCACUUUUUUGGGAUGAUGUUGGCUUCUGGCACGGAAGGAGCAUGUUUCAUUGAACGCUGCCAUGUGUUUGUUUUUGGUUUUUCUAAGAGACUUUUGAUGUGAAAACAAGCAAAACCAGAAAUUGUUACACUUUGCCUGAGUGUGGCAGCUGGAAAAACUCGUCCAAUUUUAUACUUUUAGAAAAUGAAGCGCAUUGGUGGGAGUUUUUUUAACUGUGGGCUUUCCUUUUUUUUUCCUUCCCUCGACAUACAGAAAUUAAAAAGAGGGAGAAAGGCCCUGUAAAUACUGUUCAGUUGGGUUUUUAAUCGUGAUAAAUUGCUCCUGCCGUCGCGUAGCUGAUUUGUAGCACCAACAUCGUUUCUUUGUAUGUUUGUAAUAAUGAGAUUUUAAAGGGAUGCUUUGAUUUGUACAAAUGACACCUGUAAAAGCAGUUUAAAAAAAUCCUCCUCCAUGGCUGAUACUUUGUUUGCUUUGAAAAGGGAAGAAGCCAAACCAACCAAAGUACAUCUCCCUGCCUGGAGCUGAUUUAUCUCCUGCUCUAGGGUUGGGAGUUAGGGGAAGGAGACAGUGUUUUCCCAUUGUUUGCUCUGCACCUACUUUUUUUUCUAUCUUUAAAUCCUCCCAUCCAGCCUGUUGCUAGGAUGCUGGUUACUUGGUUACAUCCAGCUUCCCAGGACCCAUCCAGCUGUGUCUGACGAGAUUUAUUCCUGAUCUCGGCAAGGGGAUGUGACUGGCACAGAGAGACCCACUCCUUUGGCUUGGAGGUUUUCUGUUUCCCAUGAGAUUUCCAUGAAGAAAAUUCAGCUGCCCCUCAUCUUUUUGCAAGGAAACCUCCAGAGGUCAGGGAGUUUAAAGGGGUUUUAACUUAGCCCCUUUUCCUUAUUCAUAUCCAGUGUCCUGGAGCACAUGGGAAUAGCAGCUCCUUCCUGCUGCUACUCCCAGAUCAAUGAGGAUCACUGACCAGUACAAACCAGUACACACCACAGUUUCUAAUGUUUGUGUUGCUGAAGCAGCAUCCAUCUGCCUGCAGUGCAGAAAUCCUGAUGGAGUGCUGGCAGCUCCUGUGGGCCAGGAUCACCUUGGGAGUUACCUUCCCUCCACACCUCUGAACGGUGCUGCUGCAGAAGAAGUGAGAAGAAACAGCCUCAAGGUGUGCCAGGGAAGGUUUAGAUUGGAUAUCACAGACAAUUCUUCCAUGGAAAGGGCUGUCCAGCCCUGGCACAGGCUGCCCAGGGAAGUUGUGGAGUCCUGGAGGAAUUUGAAAGCCAUAUGGGUGUAACAUUUGGGGACAAGGGUUAGGUGGUGGCCCCCAGUGCUGGGGGAACAAUUGGACUGGAUGCUCUUAAAGAUCUUUUCCAACCUGAAUGAUUCCAUGAUUCCAAUUCCCUUUUCCACCCCACAAAUGCUCUGGGCUUCCUUCUUCCAGCCCACAAAGCCCUAAUGCUGCAGGUUUUCACACUGGAGUCUGUGGUGGGGUGACCAGCCCCAGUGACAAUCCAGCUCCUGCUCUUCGAGCGGAGCAUGUAAGGGAAGGAAACACUGAAACAAAAUUCCACGUCUUACCUGCUCCAGGUGUUCCCUCAGAGUGUCCCUGUAUGGCCUCUGCUGCCCAAAAGCACCAGCUGGUGAAAAAGAGGGAGGUUGGCUGGGGACAACUCCAGCCUAAGGUAACACACCUUGAGCACUUUGCCUUCCCUUGCUCUUUUGCUUUCCUGGAGCACCAGACUUGUCCAGUCAGCAGGAUGGUAACCAGGGCACUGUCCCAAAAUAAUUACCUACUGUUGCUUGUUUUUAAAUCCCUAGAGAGAUUUUAAAGCGAUGUGGCACUUUGGGACAGGGGUUAGUGGUGGCUUUGGCAGUGCUGGGGUUAUAGUUGAACUUGAUGAUGUGAGAGGGCUUUUCCAAACUGAACAAUUCCACGAUUCUAUGCUGUUUUGCAGUGCCCAGCAUGGCCUGCUCCUGGCUCCCAGCAUGGAUGGCCAGGUGCUCCCUGCACCAGGCUGCUGUGGGAGGAGGGACACGCUGCUGGCAGCCUGAGCCAGCUGCUGUGUGAGCAGGAGCAUUGGAGCCAGCCGGGAAAAGUGCUGAGGCUGCAGGUAACCAGUGCUUGCCAGGUGGGCUGACAAGGGGUGAGGAGCAGAUGUGGGAUCCGGUGCUGCUCCAAAACCUGGAGCUCUGUGCCCACCCAGCCGUGCUGGCUGGGCCCCUCCUGUCCCUGUGUGACGUGCAGGAGUCGUCUGUGGGACAAAUGUUCUCCUGGCACAGCCCUUCAUGUCUUCUGAUGGGAUAUUUUUAUAUUAAAUAUUUGACGGCAUGUCUAGCCCAUCUCUUCAGCUGAAUCAUUGCCUGAUUCACAUCCACAGCCCUGUCCCUCUAAUAUCCAGAGCUUUUUGGGGACUACAAAGGGCAGA
This is a messenger RNA of Cinclus cinclus, 4910 nucleotides long. It is a transcript of the gene FAM76A, whose product is annotated as family with sequence similarity 76 member A. NCBI's taxonomy places the organism in Eukaryota, Metazoa, Chordata, Aves, Passeriformes, Cinclidae. Bases 169 to 1164 code for a protein of 331 amino acids. The transcript has 8 exons. The record is from RefSeq and is a predicted model, not a curated record.